CGCACAACCGGUCCGCCUACGUUUGCAUUUUUCUUUUUUUUUUUUUUUUUUUUUGCAAACAGAAAGUAUUUGAGAAAAAUCAAAAUGUGAACCUCUGCUCGAAAGGCGGAGCCUUGUAAUAAUUUAAUUGCAAUGUCCAUUGGUAUUUAAAAUUAAAGCAAAAAAUAAGUUUGGCGCCUAACGAUGAAGGGGGGAGAAUCUCUCGUAAAAGUCAGUGACAUCGACUACUUAUGAACUUUCCCCCUCUAGCAGCAUACAAAGUGAUUCUCAAAUCGAGGAGCGUUAAACUUGUUUUAUUUGCAUUUAUCUCGAAAAACCGUUUGAAAAACCGGCUUUUGAGAAAUUAAAACUGAAUUUUAUUUUUUAAAUCAAAGGGUAAAAUCGAUAAUUUAUAUAAAAAUCGAGAUAAAAAAUUGUCAUCUCAUACUUUCUCUCAUCCCUCUUUUACUUUUUUUUUCCUCCCUCUCUUUCUUUCGCUUUAUUCUUUCUGGAUCUCCUUUUGAAAAUCUCAUUCUACGAGCGGGAAAUCGAGUUUUACGCUAAACUUUGGACUUUGAUUGAGAUUAUUACGCGAGUUAAGAUCUUUCUGAUAAUACUGAAGCCCGGUGCGUGCAAUUUGUUAUUUCUCACACAAGUAUUUAAUGUUGAUUAGUACAUGUGUGCAUGUUUAUGAGAUACUACGAGUUGCAGCGCUUCACCAGUGUGUUCGAAUUCGUUGAGGAAUACAGACGCAAAUUUAUAAUUGUAUAUACGUGUAAGUCUACUGUGUGAUAGUUAUUAUUAUUAUUAUUAUUUUUUUUUUUUUUGGAAGAGGUAUAAUAAAACAUUUAUCUACAUAAACUUUUCAUUUAUUCUGUGUACUUAAUAAGUGAGUGAAAAGUUAUCUCUUUUUUUUUUCUUUGAAUUCUUUUGCUUUUUGUUUAUAUUAUUUUUGUUAUUUUACAUUUAUUUCAAAAAAAAAAUCGGGCUAUGUCUUUACUUCGUACAAUUGUCACGCGUAAUGUUAAAUUGACCAAUCAAUUUAAAAAACAAUGCUUGAAGAAAUAUAGUUCGGCAGUCUUGAAAAGCCCGCUUGGACAAAUCCAAAUUCCGGAUCAAUCUUUCACUGAUUUUGUUUUCUCCAAUUCCACGGCAUGGGAAAAUAAACCUUCCCUGACAUGUGGUCUCACCGGAAGAACAUACACGUAUAAUUUAGCGAAAAAGCUAAAUUUUCUAACAGCUCAAGCACUUUUGGAAAAAGUUGGAUUGAAACAAGGUGAUAAAAUUGGAUUACUUUUGCCAAACAUACCCGAGUAUUUAAUAGCCGUUCAUGGAAGUUUAAAAGCAGGAUUAAUUGUCACAUUUGCCAAUCCAUUAUACACAGCUGAAGAAGUUGCAAGACAAUUUAAAAAUGCUGGUGUCCGAUGUAUUAUGACAGUACCUCAACUUCUUGAAACAGCCCUUAAUGUUGCCAAGGAAUUGAAUAAUUAUACAUAUACUAUUAAUAUUGGCGGAGGCAACCAAGAUGAUAAAAAAGUUUUGGGUUUGGAAACUAUUCUCAAAGAAAAAUACAGCGUCAAAUUGCCCGAAAUAAAUAAUAAUGAUGUUGCAGUUUUGCCAUACAGUUCAGGAACAACUGGUUUGCCAAAAGGUGUAAUGCUUACGCAUAAAAAUUUAAUUUCCAAUCUUUUGCAAUGCAAUAAUCCAGCAUGUGUAAAUAACAUUCCAACAACUGAAACAACACAGGAAGUAACAUUAUCAGUUUUGCCAUUUUUCCAUAUUUAUGGAUUCAAUGGAAUAUUGAAUUUUCUUUGUUAUCUUGGUGGACACGUUGUCACAUUGCCAAGAUUCACCGUCGAGGAUUAUGUCAAAUGUUUAGAAAAAUAUCGUCCAGAUUCCAUUUUUGUUGUUCCGUCGUUAUUAUUAUUUUUAAUAACUCAUCCAGAAGUAACGCGUGAUCAUUUAUCAUCAAUAACAAAAGUGAUUUGCGGCGCUGCUCCUGCAACUAAAAGUCUUCUUGAUAAAUUCAAAGAGAAAAUUGGCCGAGACAAUUGUUUAUUGUCUCAAGGCUACGGAAUGACAGAAACGAGUCCAGCGACAAUUUAUACUCCAAAAACAAUGCCAGAAUCGAAAACAGGAAGUUGUGGACAGCUUCUUCCAUCAACGGAAGCUAGAUUAAUAGAUCUUUUCUCUGGAAAAGACAUAGUUACACCAGAAACACCGGGCGAAUUACUUGUUAGAGGACCACAAGUUAUGAAAGGAUAUUUAAAUGAUUCUGCAUCAACAAAAGAUAUUUUGGAUUCUGAUGGUUGGCUUCAUACGGGCGAUGUUGUUUAUUUUGACAAAGAUGAAUAUUUUUAUGUUGUUGAUCGCACGAAGGAACUUAUCAAAGUUAAAGGAAAUCAGGUAUCUCCGACAGAAUUGGAAUCAAUUAUUUUAGAAAUACCAGGUGUUGCAGAUGUGGCCGUUGUUGGUAUACCGGAUAAUUUUGCCGGUGAAGUGCCAAAAGCUUUUGUUGUUAAAAAACCGAACGCUGACUUGAGCGCAGAAAUAAUACAAAAUUUCUUAACACCUAAGGUAGCGACGUACAAAAAAUUAGUGGGAGGCGUUUCCUUUAUUGAUGCAAUUCCCAGGAAUCCUGCAGGGAAAAUAAUACGCAACCAAUUAAAAGCUUUAAGCAAUUAAGUAAUAAUCAUUAAUUGUCAAAUCCAUUUUUCAUUUAUAUAUCAUCCCAAUCCAAAAUAGAGCUACUUUCAUUUUUAAUUGGUACUGUUAAAUGUAUUAUAAUAAAAUUGAUUUUUUUUUAUAUUCCAUAUAUUCUGUACUUAAUAUUAUAAUUAAAUAAAAUAUAUAACAUACAAUAAUAAUUAUAAGGCUAAAUAAUAAAAUAUAAUUUAGUAAUUACUGGUUUUUUUGUUUUUUACACAAAAAUUUUAAAAUACCUUUUUUGUUGAAUAAUUUUUAAUUUAUGCUUUUUAACUAAAAAAAAUUGUUGCCACAGUGUAAAAAUGUUUAUGAAAAUAAAAUAAGAAUUAAAAACAAAUCAAUUGUAGAGAUUCAUUGCAAUAUAUUUUUUUAAAUUCUGAACUUUGAUUGGACAUUUAGCGAGAGCACAUAACAUUUACAUAUAGAAACAGUUAAAACGUUAGAAUAAGUUUUUCUUUAUAAUUAUAUUAUGUAUAUUUAUAAUAUAUACUUUCACUUAAAUAACCACACUUUAAGUAAUACGCAACCAAUGCAAUAUUGUACAUUCGAAAGACGCAGAGAACCGAGAUGUUUUUCAGUCUUUUGCACGAAACAUGGCAAGACGUAGAUAUCUAGACGCAUAAUUCUUACAACUAGUUCUCUUUUUUUUUUUUUUAAAAAAAAAAAAAAAAACUUGGAUCGACUCACAAUAAUUCUUGAGAAAAAAAAAAUCAUUGUGCCUCUAUUAAUGUGAUAUUUGGCCUUGAUCCGUUUCUUCCGAAGUUACAAUGAAAAUAUAUUAAAUAUAUUAAAUUUAAAUACAUUGGUGGGCAAUAAAAAUAAAAACAACAACAAAUAAAUAGAAAAUGAAAAGAAAAAAAUGCAGGGACAUAGAAAAAUGUUCCUGACAAAAUUUUUUUUUCAAUUACUCUCGCAAGAUAUAAAAUAACAAAUUUGCUUUUUUCUAGCUACAAGUUAAGAGUUAAUAAAUCUUCGCGAAACAGAAAUUUCAUGAUAUGCCAUCCAAGAACUAUAGUUCCUAUUUGAAAAAAGAGGAGGUGUCCUAUAUUAUGCGAAGAAUUUGACAAGGCGAACACUCCAUUAUAUAUUGCACACGUUUUGCAUUUGCAUCAACGUCCAUUUUUUUUUUUUUUUUUAAGCAUUAAUAGUUUUUGUUUUGUUUUGAAUUCGAGUGUAUUAGUGGAAUUAGCGAGUCAUACAUUUAAAAACCCUUUCCCAGGCACAUGCUAAUGCAAAAAACUUGCAUUUUGCGCGUAUUUCAAAGACAGUUCUGUUACUUAUAAGUCGCUUUACGUAUUCUUAAAUAACUUACGGAAUUAUAAAAAGUUUCAAACUGAUUCUAUGCUCGUAUAUAUGUAUGUAAUGUAUUAUAUCGAGAUGUAUGUAUAAAUCACUGAUCAUUUGGUGGGAUAAUGAGUAAAUUGCGAAGAGGUAAAGAUAAUAAUCCAGAUGGAUUUACAAUAUAUACGUUGAAGCUGUAAAAUUGAAUAAGAUUGUCUAACUCGAAACAAUGGCGGAUUUUAGGGAGAAGUUUCUCUAAACGAACAAAACAAAAAAUAAAAAUUA
Leptopilina boulardi is the source of this 4251-nucleotide messenger RNA. RefSeq lists its product as uncharacterized. Gene Ontology annotation, biological process: long-chain fatty acid metabolic process; fatty-acyl-CoA biosynthetic process. Gene Ontology annotation, molecular function: long-chain fatty acid-CoA ligase activity. Lineage: Eukaryota; Metazoa; Arthropoda; Insecta; Hymenoptera; Figitidae. The record is from RefSeq and is a predicted model, not a curated record. The transcript is spliced from 6 exons. The coding region runs from base 970 to 2664 and encodes 564 amino acids.